UCGAGCCAGAGUGGGAUGAGGAGCUACGCAGAUCGCUGUCCUGUUCUGUCUCAAUAACGUCGACUGCAGAACUGAGAACACGAUCAUUUACAGGCUGCAUCGUCAAGAUGCAUAUCGAGGACGAAUCAGACCGGCGUUGGUGAUGAAAUAGUCCCCAGACUCAGUCCUCUCUACGUUCAGCACAAUGAGCUGUUCAUUUCCAGCGCCCGCGGGGGAUUUGAUAGAGCAAUGGUGCGCCAGUCCCGGACUCAUGGUUUAAUCUUAAUUUGGCAUCCGUCGUAAACACAAGAUGAACAGCAUACGGUACAAAGCAGCGACUGUCAGGUGGUGGAGCUAUUCUGAAGCGCGCUGUGACCACGCACGUAUGUGCCGCGUGCGGAUACUGCUGCUGGGCUUGUGCGUGCUGGUGGCGAUUACAUUAACACUGGCAGUAUCACUGUCUAAACACCAAACGGUAGAUUAUGAUUUUCCUCCCAAACCUCCCGACCUAUUCAAAGACAAGCUGAAUCACCAGCCAGGUAAACCCACUGUUGCCCAAGUAAAGCGGCUUGUCUCGCAGGUGAAUCGGGAAAGACUGUGGUAUUCCCAUCUGCGACCUAUUCUCACUGAACGCCAGCCAGGAAGUCGUGGGAGUCAGGCUGUUCGAAAACACAUCUUUUCUAAACUGGAUUCUCUUUCGGCGGGCUGGUCUGUAGAAGUGGAUUCCUUCAUCUCCGAAACCCCUCAUGGCCCUGUUAGCUUCUCUAAUGUCCUGGCCGUGUUAGACCCAAUGGCUCCUCGCCGAUUGCUUCUGGCUUGUCACUAUGACUCCAAAUUCAUACCUUCAGAUCCUAGUGACCCACAGAAGGUGUUUGUGGGUGCCAGUGAUUCAGCUGUGCCUUGUGCUAUGAUGCUGGAACUGGUCACAGCUUUGGAUCCACACCUCAAAAAGCACAAGCAGCUGGUUUCCAGGGUGACAUUGCAGUUGGUCUUCUUUGAUGGAGGAGAAGCUUUUGAGCAGUGGUCUCAGACAGACUCACUAUAUGGUUCACGGCACCUCGCAGACUCCAUGUCCCGCAUUCCUCACCCGCCGGGUUCUGAACAAUCCACACUGCUGAAUGCUGUGGAUCUACUUGUUCUUUUGGACCUUAUUGGUGCACCUGAUCCCAUGUUUGUGAAUCACUUUGAGAACACAGCUCGCUGGUUUGACCGCCUUAUCGCUGCUGAGAAGAGACUUCAUAAUUUGGGGCUCCUGUCUUCCCAUCCCAAAGAGCAAACUUAUUUCAUGAAGGAUAUUAAUAUGGGGCCAGUUGAAGAUGAUCAUAUUCCUUUCCUUCAGAGAGGAGUUCCAGUGCUGCACAUAAUCGCUACGCCAUUCCCUUCCUUUCUGCACACGUUGGAUGACACAGCAGACAAGGUUCACAGUCACACUGUGGAGAAUCUCACCAAAGUCCUUGUGGUAUUCCUGGCUGAAUAUCUGCGGCUCUAGGAUGCUAUAAUAUUACAUCCAAUCACAUCCGUCGUGGAUUGGUCUAUACCUCAGCUGCACUGCUUUAGGAUAUCUGAUAUCAGUGACUGUUCUCAGAGAUGCAGAAAGUACUGUAUGUUCUCAGGCUGCCAUCCUUUAUCCUGACAUACGCUUACCUUUUGACUUUCUGACAUGUUAGUCAAUCGGUAUGGUGCCUUCAGAUAGUUUUGUUAUCUAGUAAUGCACUGUAUAGACAAAAUAUAAUAUUAUUAUCUGUGCCAAAAAAGUUUACAUAAGCUUAUUCAUCUAUUCAAUAACUGCAAUAAAAUCAAUAGAAUGCAAAGUAGAUACUUCAAGCUCAGGAAUGGAUGUGAACCUGAUGCUAUAUAAGAGAUUAUUAAACUAUGCACUACAAUGAAGCUCUAUAAAAUGCUCACAAUAAUUUAAUCUCACAAUAAUUUUCUCAAAUGAGCAGUCUGUAAUCUCUAGUAGCUUAACGUACAAUCAUACGUUAGUCUAGACCAGGGAUCCUCAAAUCUGGCCCACGAGAUCCACUUUCCUACAGAGUUUAGCGCUAACCCUAAUCGAACACACCUGAGUAAGCUAAUCAAUGUCUUCAGGAUCAUUAGAAAAUCACAGGUAGCUGAGUUUGAUCAGGGUUGGAGCUAAACUCUGCAGCGCAUUGGCCCUCCAGGGCAAGAUUUAAGGAACCCUGGUCUAGAUCGUGUAAUUUUCAGAGAUCGAAACUCACACUUAAGUGGCAAAAAAUUCUGACUUGAGACUUCACCAGACUGAUAUGAUAUGGACGGCUUUUAUUGUCUAAAUAAAGGAGGAACAUUGAGGCUUGUCGGCCUUGUCUUGUGUGUUGCUAUACAGCCUGGCCACUAGGUGACAGUGUAUCAGGCGCUUACAGCGUUUCAUGGCGUCUGCACCAGUUAGGACACACACAGGACAGGUCAGAGGUCAUAUCGGGAACUUACAGUUUAUACAUGACUCUGCUGUCAUUGUGAAGACAUUUUUGACUUGGAAUAAAUAAUAAACAGCUAUGAUGAGUCUGGGUGUUAUAACAGUUACCAAUGACAUCUCGCGCUGAUGAGGUAAGGU
Molecule: messenger RNA, 2551 nt
Organism: Sinocyclocheilus grahami
Lineage: Eukaryota; Metazoa; Chordata; Actinopteri; Cypriniformes; Cyprinidae
Product: glutaminyl-peptide cyclotransferase-like
Exons: 9
Coding region: 290-1468 (392 amino acids)
Molecular function (GO): glutaminyl-peptide cyclotransferase activity; zinc ion binding
Source: RefSeq, a predicted model, not a curated record